GUCGGACGUGUGCUCUCGGCUCUGCCUGGUGCACUGAGAGCGAAGCUCACUUUGGCUGGGCCAGCCCCUCGGAGAAGAAAAGAGUGCUGGGUCCAGUGAGCACCUACAGCAUGGAAUCCAAGCCCCGGGCCGGCGAGGAGAAGAAAGCCGAGGACCACUAACAGCCAGGAGUUGCCACCUCCCCUGGCGCCCUCCUUAGACAGAUUGUGCCCAGCAGUCUGCGCCCCGGGCAGCACCAUGGUCGUGCAGGACAGCGCGGACACCGGGGACGUGAGAGGGGGCGUGCAGCUGGAGCCCUUCCUGCACCAGGUCGGGGGGCACCUGAGCGUGCUGCAGUACGACGAGCACACCGUGUGCAAGCCGCUCGUCCCCCUGGAGCACAUGUUCUACGAGUCCCUGCCGCAGGCCAUGAAGCAGUUCACUCCCCGCUACAAAGGCACUGUCACCGUGCACCUCCAGCGAGACAGCCGGGGCCACCUCAGCCUGGUUGCCAGCCCACUGCAGGAGGCCCAGGGGUCCCUGAAGGUCUCCUCUGAGUCGGCGGCCGUGGCGAUAUGGGAGACGCUCCAGAAGACCACCGGUGGCGUGGGCAGUGGCACCCGCCCCCUGGCCCACCUGGCACACUCCCUCUCAGAGAGCCCGGCCAAGACUCUCCUGAGGUCUGAGUUCCACUUCAACACUGCUGCCGGAGAGAGCCAGGCGGAGAGGAGCUUCAACCCGUGGGGCCUGCACUGCCACCAGGCCCACCUGACCCGCCUGUGCUCCGAGUACCCGGAGAACAAGCUGCACCGGUUCUUGUUGCUAGAAAAUGUGGUGUCACAGUACAAGCACCCCUGCAUCCUGGACCUGAAGAUGGGGACCCGGCAGCACGGGGACGACGCAUCUGAGGAGAAGAAGGCGCGCCACAUGAGGAAGUGCGCGCAGAGCACCUCGGCCUGCCUGGGCGUGCGCAUCUGUGGCAUGCAGGUCUACCAGGCGGCUAAGAAGCACUUCCUCUGCAAGGACAAGUACUACGGGAGGAAGCUCACGGUGGCCGGCUUCCACCAGGCCCUGCGGCAGUUCCUGCACGACGGGGCACGCCUCCGCACAGAGCUCCUGGAACCCAUCCUGCGCCAGCUCCGGGCCCUCCUCCUGGUCAUCCGGAGCCAGAGCUCCUACCGGUUCUACUCCAGCUCCCUCCUCCUCAUCUACGACGGGCAGGAGCCCGCGGAGCCCGCGGAGCGCACGCCAGGGGGCCCAGCUCCCCCAGAGCCUUCCCAGGCGGCCCUGGCCAAAGUGGACAUCCGCAUGAUCGACUUCGCUCACACGACGUACAAGGGCUCCUGGAGGGAGGGUGCCAUCUACGAUGGACCAGACCCUGGCUAUAUCUUCGGCCUGGAAAACCUCCUCCAGAUCCUGCAGGACAUCCAGGAUGGAGAAUAGACUUUCCCCGGGGGGCGGUGGUGGUGCUGCUGCGAGGAGCUGUGGACUGGGUCUGGACUCACAAGGACCCCGUGCGCCACACAAGGAAGCACCGCCCGGUCACGCGUGUUCUUAGGCUGCAGCCCAUUGUUGCAGCCACCGUGCGGAUCCAUUUCCUAGGGUACAGACCCCGAAGGGACCGCGAUGGGUAGCUAGGGUGGUCUGGACACCCCUCAGCUUGGGAGUCAUCCCGUCUACCUUCAAAAGGCAUCUCUGGGCAGGCAGGCUCUGUCGACAGCUACAGAAAGCAGCGCUGGCCGCUGGCCGAGCCGUCCCGAAGCGCUUCUGGAGGGCUCGAGGCCAGUAUCACCCUGAGGGUUGGGACAAGCUACAUCUAAACACACGGUCUCCUGGUGCUGCUGCAGUGCGCGCAAGCUGCGAGAAAAAACCAAAGAAAACCACCAUCCUUGAAGAAGCCGGAUGCUCCGGGCUUUCCGCUCCCACAGGCUGCCCGCUUAGAGGGCAGGCAGCGCUAAUGACGGCUCCUUACCUUCCCGGGAGGGAUCUGGGGCAGGGAAGACGAGUGGACAGAUCUGCCUGCCUCACCUUGCUUUGUACCCAGGUUCUGAAGAGGCAAGGAUGGCCUCAGACUGGAGCCUGGGGGACCAGCACCCCAAGCUUUCCAAUGCUCUCCCAGAGGAUAGGCCUGUCGGAUUCUGACCAUGGAGAGAUCCCCCUGCUGAGGAUGCGGCUUCCAGUGGGGGUGCGCUGGGCAUGCAGAGGGGCCCCCGGACUUCAACUACAUUCUUUGCUUCCUACUUAUUUAUUGUGGG
Molecule: messenger RNA, 2234 nt
Organism: Echinops telfairi (small Madagascar hedgehog)
Lineage: Eukaryota; Metazoa; Chordata; Mammalia; Afrosoricida; Tenrecidae
Gene: IP6K3
Product: inositol hexakisphosphate kinase 3
Exons: 6
Coding region: 238-1422 (394 amino acids)
Biological process (GO): inositol phosphate biosynthetic process; phosphatidylinositol phosphate biosynthetic process
Cellular component (GO): nucleus; cytoplasm
Molecular function (GO): inositol hexakisphosphate kinase activity
Source: RefSeq, a predicted model, not a curated record